Ylistrum balloti is the source of this 766-nucleotide messenger RNA. Its product is annotated as N-alpha-acetyltransferase 38-B, NatC auxiliary subunit-like. Gene Ontology annotation, cellular component: NatC complex. The transcript is spliced from 4 exons. Gene Ontology annotation, molecular function: RNA binding. The coding region runs from base 8 to 301 and encodes 97 amino acids. NCBI's taxonomy places the organism in Eukaryota, Metazoa, Mollusca, Bivalvia, Pectinida, Pectinidae. The record is from RefSeq and is a predicted model, not a curated record.
AACCAAGAUGGCGGGGGAGGAUCAAGAUGCGGAAAAGUCCGAAGGGAUGAAGAAAUUGGAGAAGUGGCUAAACAAAGGCAUGAAAAUACAAAUGACUGAUGGUCGGACACUUAUUGGUGUAUUUCUAUGUACUGACAGAGACAGAAAUGUAAUAUUGGGUUCCUGUGAGGAGUACCUGCGAUCACCAGACAGUGGAAAGAAAGAAGAUCCGAGAAUUCUUGGAUUGGCCAUGAUCCCUGGCUAUCACAUUGUCAGCAUCCAUGUGGACGAGGAACACACUCCUGGGCAAAGUGUCAUGUGAUUCUGUCUUGUGACAGUCUGCAGGACUUCCUGCCAAAUGACUCGCUACAAUACAUCAUCAUAUGACUUCCUGUCAUGUGAUUGGCUGCCAUACAUCAUCAUGUGGCUGAACUGAGUUUACUAGAUAUAUGUAGAUAAGUUCAUGUGUGGACCUAAUCAGACAAUGUACAAUAUUUCUGAUGGGAUUUUUAACGGUAUGAAUAUUGACAUAAAAAAUAGUUGAUAUUGACUGUUAUGAACGAUUCAAAAAGAAUACCAAGGAUUUACUAUGGUCACCUAUUAUUGAGACUGAAUUCUGUUUGUGAAUCAGAUCAGAAGUCUUCAUUAGAAAUGAAAUGUGAUCUGUUCAGAAAUGAAAUAUGGUGGUCAUGCUUGUUUGCCAUUAAUUAAUUUGUACCCAUAUUUAUUUAUAGACAAAAUCAUUGACAUUUAUGAAAAUGUUGAAAUAAAGAUUGUGUUCUGAUAA